This is a messenger RNA of Medioppia subpectinata, 2016 nucleotides long. The record is from the annotation of a GenBank genome assembly. Lineage: Eukaryota; Metazoa; Arthropoda; Arachnida; Sarcoptiformes; Oppiidae.
AUGAAAAUACUUUUAGUGGAAACCUAUGGACGGCCGCCACGACCGCCACCGCCGCCCACAACCACAACAGUCCCGCCAUUUACUCUCUCUGCCGAUGAUAUGUCUAAAUACGGGAUUAACGACAAGAACUGUGGCCUCAAAGGCUUCACACCCGAAACCAUUGACAUAUUGUAUAACAACACUAAAUGUUUUCACAACAGCUAUAGUCCACUAUCAGAGAUGGAUAUGAAUGGCCCGCACUUAUGGCCUAAACAGGAUCUGACGACCAGUCGUAUAAUGGGUGGUGUGGGCAAAGCUAAGUUGGGCGAAGCACCAUGGGUGGUUUACAUUAUCAGCUAUGGUUAUGAGUGGGAACGAGGUAGCGUAUCUGGGGGUGUACCACCUUGGAAAAAGUAUAGCAUUGAGUGCAGCGGUGUAUUGGUUGCCAAACUAUGGAUUUUAACGGCCGCCGAAUGUUUCAGACCUCAAGGGACCUGGAAUUGGUUUUCAAGGCAUUUUAUUAGGUUUGGUAAUAAUAAAGAGAUAGGACAGGGAAUAAUGGGACAGGUGAAGUGUACAGUUAACUAUACUUACUAUGGCGUCGGCCGCACAGACGGCGUGGCUCUGUGUCGGCUCCAUCAGGACUUCAACAUCCAGAUAGAGGGUAGUGGACACAUGUUGGUCAACACCGUAUGCCUGCCUGAGUCGCGUCGAGUGCUCACUCGCACCGAGUUGGCCACAAUGUACGGCUUUGGAGAGACCGACUCGUAUAAGGCUACUGAUAAUUGGUUACGUAAGGGUGUGAUUAAACUACAACCGUCCAGCGCUUGUCCCGAUCCCUAUCCCGAAAACCUGUGCUCCGAUUACAAGAGAGACAACAUAUCCACACCAUGUUAUGGCGAUUUGGGCGCCGGUGUUGUCCAGUAUACUGACAAAUACGAGACCCGGGCUAUACUGGUUGCCACACACGUCAAUCGGUCAAAAUUCGCUGACAGAACUUGCCAUGAUCAAUACAUGGAAACCUAUGGACGGCCGCCACUGCCGUCACCGCCGCCCACAACCACAACAGUCCCGCCAUUCACUCUCUCUGCCGCUGAUAUGUCUAAAUACGGGAUUAACGACAAGAACUGUGGCCUCAGAGGCUUCACACCCGAAACCAUUGACAUAUUGUAUAACAACACUAAAUGUUUUCACAACAGCUAUAGUCCACAAACAGUGAUGGAUAUGAAUGGCCCGCACUUAUGGCGUAAACAGCAUCUGAUGACCAGUCGUUUAAUGGGUCGAAUGGCCAAAGCGAAGUUGGGCGAAGCACCAUGGGUGGUUAGCAUUAUCAGCACUGGUUGGAAGUAUAACUUACCGAUUAUCGUACCUGUGACAAAAAUCAGCAUUGAGUGCAGCGGUGUAUUGGUUACCAAACGAUGGGUUUUAACCGCCGCCGAAUGUCUCAUACCUCAAGGGGAAAGCUUUCAAAAGACUUUUAUUAGGUUUGGUAAUAAUAAAGCUGAAUUAGUGGGAAUAGUGAACGAAGUGAAGUGUGAAGUUAACUAUACUCAAUAUGGCGGCGGCCGCUCAGACGGCCUGGCUCUGUGUCGGCUCGAGCCGUACGUCAACAUCGAGAUAGAGGGUCAACUCAUGUCGAUCAACACAGUAUGCCUGCCUGAGUCGGGUCGAGUGCUCACUCACACCGAGUUGGCCACAAUGUACGGCUUUGGAGUGUAUGACUUGCAAAAAGGCACUGAUAAUUGGUUACGUAAAGGUGUACUUAAACUACAGCCGUCCAGCGCUUGUCCCGAUCCCUAUCCCGAAAAGCUGUGCUCCGAUUACAAGAGAGACAACACAUCCACCCCCUGUUAUGGCGAUUUGGGGGCCGGUGUUGUCCAGUAUACUGACAAAUACGAGACUCGGGCUAUACUGGUUGCCACACACGCCAAUCGGGGACAAUUCGCUGACAAAGCUUGUCAUUCACAGUACAGUUAUUACAUCUCCACCGCAUAUAUUAUGGAUUGGAUAUUACAGACAAUUUCAACCAAAUCAUAA